AAAGAGUGCCCCAGGCGUGUGACUUGUAAACGGUGGGGAGCAACUGACUUAUGAAUCCUUUGAUUCCCAACGAUUCGAUUUCGGUAUACACCAAUAAGCGACUGUAGGUUUCGACCAAAGCUGGUGAAAGUGGCAUUCCUAACUUAGCCUGGGCUAAUUUAAUCACGUGGGUCACUAUACUAUGGAUUAAACUCAUUUUUGAGUGCACAGUCAGUGAGUCCAACACUGCCAUGCUUAAAGGAGCGGUAGGUGGCGCUGUGGACUUCGGACUUCCUUGAAUCGUCUCAACUAACGCCGCCAUCGGUUUACUAUAAUAGUCCGGAUUCGUCGAAUAUGCGUUACAUAAUAGGGCGAUUCUGUAGUCAUUUCCCAUUGCUAAAACUGUGUUAUUGGGUGGUACUAACUGUUGGAGAAAAUCAUGAUGGUUGCGCAAUUUGGCGGGAAUCGGCCAAGUCAAGUUCGUCAUUUCGGCUUGCGCUUUCUUCGUCAAGUGAAUCCAGAUGCACGUCAUAGCCAUCUGUCUUGUACAUUGUGGUUGGUUGAAGUCCGGAACGGGUAAAGGGGGCUCCUGUUCGGGAAAUAGCAGCUCGUAAAGUCUCAAAACCGGAAGGAAGUUUGAAAGAGGGUUUUUUUGAAUCGAACCCGAGAUAAACUGUAAAAGGACCCACAUAAGUUGGUCACGGCCUCUCCGCAAGUCUCUUCCUUGUAACCUCGAAUGCAGCGAAAUGACAAUAUUGGGAAAGCUCGCGAAUUGGAAGAGAACAAAAUAGAUUAAUUGGGACGAUAAGUGUAGCCACAAGCCUUGAGUGGCACUCUCGUCGCCUUCAUUUUCCGUACGUUCCAAAGCCAGGAUUACUAAUUCAACGAGUUGUUCUUCAAGGGCGGCGCAAUGUCGUUUAUGCUGUUUCUGUAAGCCUAGCAUACCACACACCAUGUCUCGACUGUACGGUUGUUCCAAAACGUAUCUCAACAGACCCGUCUGUUUCUCUAAUAAUUCAGGAGAGUAGGGCAAAGUGCCCUUGAGACUGAACCUCAAAGUGGAAGGGUCGAGUUUCCAAGGAUUGACUAGGUGUUCCGGACAUCCACUAUGCUCCACGACUGGACGCAUUUCCGCUUGUCCGACAAUGGCCACCAUUUGGGCACAAGCCCUGAAACUUCCGACAUAAUCGGAGAAAAGGGCAGCAAGACGCCAGUGGGGACAAUCAGGGUAAGCCUUCUGUAACUCAUUUACGAGGAGGUAGCCAGGUAAGAGGCACGCAUUUCUGUCCAUAAUUCGUUCAGCAACGCUUAAAAGUGCUUGUGUUUGAGGCUGCAGACCCGCGUUUAGCCGCCAUGGAAGACUCUUUGCUUUUUCGCAACAUCCCUAAAAUUAUUAAUCACACAAAUGUGGCCUCAUUUCUCUUCUACUUACUUUCAUAAUCUCACGAACGCCUUUGUAUUCAACCAAAUCUAUGAUUUUUCUCACAAGCUUGAAACACUCAAUCCAGAAUCGCGCAUUGGUGUAUUGCAAUUUAUCAAAAUUCAUUACUACUUCACACACGAUGCGGGCUCCGAUUGUACCGUUGCGAACAAUGCCUUCCAGGAGCUCCAUCAAGAGUUGCAACUUGCUCUGGGAACAUAUUACCGCCGUAUUGAGAUACUGACGCAAAGCGGUGUCUAAUUGCUCUUGAGGAAUACUGCGAAGAGUCGUGUUUAAUUCUUGUUGCCAUAAAUUCACCUUUUCUUUUUCAGCACCGGGGCGGUGCACUAGGAAGCAACUAAAGGCUUCUUCAAUGCCUUCUACUUUUAAAAUGUCGUUCAGUACGUUUGUUAAAGCCUCAGCCAUUGUUCAAUUUUAUGUAUUUGGCAAAAGCAUUAUUUUUUGUGGUUUAUUUUGAACGGAACGAUAACGGUAUAUUAUAUUUACAGGUUAUGUUUGUCAAACUACAUUUUGGCACUUGGCAGGUUGGGUAGGCAACACAUUAUACACUUGUAACGCCUAAUGCAGGACCGUAUUUGGUUGUUUACAGCUUUAUUUUCGUUCACCACAGAGUUCCCUCAAAAAUUUAAUGUUAUACAACAAAAAGCAGUUUAAAGCGGCGCAUAGAUUUAAUUUCAAAUAAUACCAUCCAGACCUAGACAACAUAGCGACAUUUUUAAUUGUUUUUGUCUUUAGCAAUCAGGAAUCUAUUUUGUAUAACAAUUUUUUGUUUAAAUAUUUUGCGAACAUUUUAAAUACUUUAGCUUCAAACAUUUUCUUUCGUAAAAACAUCGUCAAAAUUGAUGCAUGUUUACAAACUGAAGAAAGAUACACUUUAAGCACCUUUUACACCAAUUUCUUCCAUUUCUGCUAUAAUUCAGUGAAAUCUUAGAUGAGGAUCUAUAUACAGGAUGAUUCAUGAGGAAUAACGAGCCUGACCAAAUUUUCGAUGCAACCACCAGAUUUUUGCAAGUUGCUUUGCGAUACUUUAAGAAAAUAUAUCAUCAAUCAUCAAAUUCUUGAUUUUUAAAUAUAUACUUUUAAAAAUAGGGCAAAAUUUUUGAAAUAUUUGCUUUUUACCUAUAAAGACGGCAGAAUCCUUGAAAUAUCUGCUUUUUAAAUAUACCUUUUAAAACAGGGCAAAAUCCUUAAAAAAGUGUUGUAUGCUGAACAUGCCCACAUGUCGUAGUGGUAGUAACGUCAAUCUAAACUGUAAUAAAAUUCGUAUCAGCUAGCAAUCUAUUCGUCUAUUUGCAUAUCUACUUCAUAUGCGACGAAAAUUUGUUUGCUUAUCUUUUAAUAAAAGCAUUAUUAGGAUACCUAUUUGUUUAUUAUGACCCAAAAAAGUUCUUUUUGUUCUACAUUUCGAUAUGAACUCACAGUUCAUAGAGCAGGUGCAAAUUUUGAUGCACGCCCAACAAAUUAAAUGUGCAGAAAGUAUUUUUGGCAAGUCAAAUUAUAUGUGGCUUUGCAGCAAAAGAACUCCAGUUAUUUGGAUGUCAACGAAAGAUGAAUUUUUAAUUCGACAAGCUCUAACAAAGGUCACUCCUGACCAACAAGUGAAAGUUAUGAAACAAUUAUUGACUUGGCUGGAUAAUAAUCCUGAUGUGCACUCUUUAAAAAUUCCUGAAAUGUCCUUAAAACUUCUCCACAAUAUGGCGAAUGCCAAUACUUUGAAUGAAAUGACUUUCUCAAGAAUGAACAGUUUCAGGAACAGUUUAAGACGCUUGUCUUUAAUUACGAACCGAAUUGCUCCAGCAAACAGACCCAGAAGAUCUGUGACUUUCAACGACGUUCCCAUCAUUUAUCGCAUAAAGUACUGAUGAAAAAUAACACGAAACAUUUACGUAACAUAUGUAAAAUGUGUAUCUGAAUAAA
This is a messenger RNA of Tribolium madens (black flour beetle), 3337 nucleotides long. RefSeq lists its product as uncharacterized. NCBI's taxonomy places the organism in Eukaryota, Metazoa, Arthropoda, Insecta, Coleoptera, Tenebrionidae. The record is from RefSeq and is a predicted model, not a curated record. The coding region runs from base 2830 to 3282 and encodes 150 amino acids. The transcript has 3 exons.